GUUACAUUUCUCUGACCUCGGAAGCAAAGGAAAACACGACGAGUCGGUAACAGAAUUUGGAUAAUUUCUCAUUGCAGCUUUCUCCUGAAAAUGAACAGAUGAUUUUACCAUGAGCAGUCAGAGCAGUGGUGACCAACCUGAGGAUUCAGAAAAUUUAGCCCGCCCAGCUGUAACCUUAUCAUCACAAGCCCAUGUCCAUCAGAGGUCGCUGGGGAACCUCACUCAAGGAACCACCACCUACCAGGUAAACCUACUGGGACAGGGUGCAUUAUCAAAGUCAGCAGCAUUGAACAGACGUAUGUUGACGGGAGGUCCUGGUGCCUCACCGCCCGCUCAUCCCUCGCAGUUAUCUACCAUCAUACCAACAGGUAUACAGAUUGGCAUUUCAAUGGAUGCCAACAAGUCGUUGUCAACAACAGCCUCCCUGGUGGGAGUUCCACCACCAGCGAUUGUUAGCGUAGGAAUGGCAACGCCAAGCAUUGUACAAAUCAAUGCCACUUCCUCCUCUUCUCUUCUCAGCCAAGCGCUCCCCCUCACUGGCAAUAUCAGGGGGGCAUCUCAGCACCAGAACCCAACCUUCCAAACCCAUCUCCCCAGGGGAGCGGCGACUGCAGCCUCUGUGUUGGCCUGUCCUAAGUCUGUUAUGACUGCAAUGCCAGUACUACGCCAUAAUGCAGCCACCAUACACAUCCCAGGCACCGCACCUCAUGGUGGUCACACGUUAACAACGCCGCGGAGCCAGCUUAUCACCCCAAACAUCCGGCCAACUACCCCCCCACAAACUCACUCCCCAGCACCCACAGUCAGUCUGGCAGGGGUUCCCACAUCAGAAACACACAGGGUUGGAAUAUCUGUCCAGGCAACAGGAGCCUCAAGUUCUGCCUCCAGUAUACAUAUCAAGCUUCAGACGCCAGGCACCACUACGGAGCCCCUCACAAAACAGGUCCUGUCUCAGUCAGCCAAGCAGAUCCAUGUGGCACAGAACCUAAGCUCCGUCCCCAAGGUCCUCAUGUCUCAGGCAGCCGUCACACCCCUCGUACAGCAUUCUCUCAAGGCUGCAGCACCCAAACAAAACAAAGCUGCUGUAGCGGCAGGUGUGGCACUAUCUUUAUCUUCGACAGGAAUCUCUCCUUUAUCUAUCUCCUCUGUAACCCCGUCAACGGCACCAUCCGCUGUCCCCUCUAUCCCUAUAGCGAAAGUACCCCCAGUGCGACAGCCAACCGCGCCAGCCAGCUUAGCAGGAAUCACGCGCAUGUCUUUACCACUAGACCAAAGCAGUUCCACACCAAGCCAGCCCCACACCAAACAGACACACAGUUUGCCCCAGGGACAACCUCACACUACACAGACACAUCCUGUUCUCCAGGGACAGACCCACCCUCCUCAUACACAUCCCCAAUCCCAGGGACAGACAACCAGUUUUGUCCCCCAGCCACACCGGCCAGCCAAUAUCGCCACAAGUCAUCUGCUCAACCCUGUGACACACACAGAAAUUCGGCCAGAAAGACCUGUUGGGAUCUCUACGUUGCCCCAGUACCCAAUGGCUUUGCUGACCGAGUACCAACAGCUUAUGUAUCAACAGCUGGCCUCUCAGAUACGGCCCAACCAAGCGGGACUGGCGGUGCCUGCAGCUGCUGGACCUCAUGCACUGUCUGUCUCCUCUGCUCAGACAGUCAAGUUCAGCCCGAUGACUUUAAUGGCGGGUGACCCUCUACGAUUACAGACGCUGUCAGUACACACACCCUUCUCUAGUGCUUCAGUCUCUACAGUGUCAGACAGUGGUGCAAGGUCUUCAACUCCGAAUGAUUCAAUAAGUGGAAUUUCCUGUGCCGUGUCCACUGCUUCCAUUCCUGUCCCAGCCCUCUCUGCCAUCGCCAUGGCAACCUCGUCAGCACUUUCUAUAGCUCCAACACUGUACUCUAUGACCUCAGGGGCACCUCACCCAGGCUCCCUGACCCCACAGCACCCAUCAUCACAGGGAGGAUUAUCGAGCACACCGGUCAGUCAGCCGAAUGCCUCACCACGCCCCAGCAUACUCAGAAAGCGUACCAAUGAAGGAAAUACUCCUGUGAAGAAGCCUGUGUGUGGUCUCAACACGAUGACGGACAGACACAGUCCGCGGCCAGACUCGAGAACAGACUCUGCCCCCCAGUCUAACACCAGUUCUCCAAAGACACCUGCCACACCUGCUGGUGAGAGUCAGUCAUCCACAGACACGGCUCUGUCAAGUGAGGCCACUACCCCAACUCACAACUCGCUAGGCGACAUGAAAAUAAAGCAGGAACCACUAGAUGCUGUGGAAAAUGGGUUUCCAACAGCUGUAGCAAUAGCUGCCUCCCUGUCUGCCUCACUACCCAACUCCGUGGAAGCAUCUCCUAGAAAGAAACCCAGAAAACAGUUACUACAUGCCAACGAAGAGCUACGUGAUAACUCCUCAACAGACGAAGAUGUGGAGAAGGUGGAGGAAAUCAAAGAAGAAGUGCCGGACCCAGUGAAGAAUGAGAUGAAGGAUGAAUAUGUUGAUGAUGAAGGCGUUCGAUGGACCAUUGAAAAAACCAAACCAUCUUUAUCUCUACUUAACUUUUAUAAUAUUUCAUGGAAAUCAAAAAAUAACCAUUUCAAUCGAUACACAGAUGUUAAACCCAAAGAUGAGCGGCGGCCAACAGUGAACGAGCUGUCGAAUCAGCGAGGAGUGAUGCAGAAGGCCAGUGGCUGGAAGUUGUUCCAUGUGGCAGCCCAGCUGGAUGAUCUUACGGAGUUGGAGAGAACACUGAACAGUAAGGUUCUAACACUACAGUCCUCAAUGGCCCCACAGUCAACCUCUCGUCACAGUCUCACGGAGGACGACCUCGGCCUACUGCACGAACUUGCACAGGGUAACAUUCAGCGUUCACGGCUUAUAUCUGACCAGCUGGAGGAGGCUAAAUCGAACAUGUUCAAAGUGCUGGAACACAAAACCAAAAUUACAGAGAUUAUUAAUAAACACAUGAGCAAGAGACCUAUCAAAAAGAAGGAAAGAACGUAGCAGGAUCAUGGAGAAUUUUGUGGACAAAUGAUUGUGUUCAGUACUGGAAAACUAGGGCAAUCACUAUGACCUUUGACCCUGUCUGGGUAUAAAGGAGAGUAUCCAUGGAGGACUGGGAAAUAAAACCCCAAAAGGACCAUGUAUGCAGUCUAGAUCUAUGGAGGAAUAUCCACAGUCACCAUAUGGGUACUGCCAUAGUAGUUACUCUGCAAAUCGAGGGCAAAUGGAGGGACACAGAACAGAGGGUUUGUAGAAAUACAAAGUCAAUCUGAGGAAUGGAAUGUCAAGGAGGUUUUUUCUUGAUCUUCUAAAAAGAUGAAUUACACUGAAAGUAGGACUGAAUACUUGUGUACUAAGAUGACAUUCUGAUGAUCUGUGGAGGGAUAUCAGAUAAUGUGAAGCCUCCAUAGAAAUACGAGACAGUAUGGACGGAAAGGAUAAGUUAUACUUUAAAGUGAAAGCAGGGAUAUUAAAGGGAAGGUUUUUAUCAAUGGAAUGAACAGGAAAAUCAUAUGUCCAGAGAAAUGUGAUUGUUUGGAGUGGGGAGAUGUAUUUUACACAAGUAAUGAGGUUUUGAUAGAAAAGAUUAAGUUUUAUAGAAUGUGAAUGUACUAACAGGACAGUUAAAACUGUAUAGAAAUCUGAAGAAAAAGAUUUGAAGGAUAAAAUUAUGGAGUGCAAUGUGGAGGGAUGUAGCAAUUUUUGAGAUGUUAAGUCUGAAUGAUAAAAUGCUAUAGAAAAAAGGAAAUGAAAGUACAUGUUAACUUUAAAAUGUGAAGGUUCAAAAAAGUAUAUCUAUGGCAUAGAAAGGUAGAAAACUGUAGAAAUACUACAGUAAACGGAAGAAAGAAGUAAUACAAAUCUUAGGGAGUAAAUUUUUAAACUUUUAUAAAGGGAUGUAAUUCUACAAAAUUACCUGUCUUUAUUUACAUCCAAAUAUAUUACACACCAGUGCUAUCAAAUGAACUUUACCUUAAACAAAGGUUGGAAGAGUCCACUUUGAUGAGAAAGGUGUGAUAGGUUGUGAGAAGGUUUCCUAUUCAAUGGUGAUGUUGAGAUGGAUAUGGAACAGGAAUUACAUUUCCUAAACUGUGAAAUGUUAACUGAAACAAUCAAGUCAUUGCUGUAGGGAUACUUUCUCUGGAUAUAUAUACAUUAAUGAAUUUAUUUGUAUUAAAUAUUUGAGAAAAAGUCCUCAUUAAAUAUGGAA
Molecule: messenger RNA, 4235 nt
Organism: Mizuhopecten yessoensis (Yesso scallop)
Lineage: Eukaryota; Metazoa; Mollusca; Bivalvia; Pectinida; Pectinidae
Product: histone deacetylase complex subunit SAP130-A-like
Exons: 19
Coding region: 110-3025 (971 amino acids)
Biological process (GO): negative regulation of transcription by RNA polymerase II
Cellular component (GO): Sin3-type complex
Source: RefSeq, a predicted model, not a curated record